UUCACAGUAGUGCUACCAAAACUACUUACUGAGAGGGCCAUGAGUAAGUAAUCUCUUUGUGUGUGUGUGUGUGUGUGUGUGUGUGAAAGUGAGUAUUGUGUGAGUGAUUCGUCGAAACAAAAAAUUAGAAUCAAAUAUGGGGAGAGCUCCUUGCUGUGAGAAAGUGGGGUUGAAGAAAGGAAGAUGGACUGCUGAAGAGGAUAAAAUUUUGACCGAUUACAUACAGGAAAAUGGUGAAGGAUCAUGGAAAUCCUUGCCCAAAAAUGCAGGUUUGUUGAGGUGUGGGAAGAGUUGUAGACUGAGAUGGAUCAACUAUUUGAGAGCAGACGUGAAGAGAGGCAACAUCACACCGGAGGAGGAAGAGAUCAUUGUCAAAUUGCAUGCUGUUCUUGGCAAUAGGUGGUCUGUAAUAGCAGGACAUUUACCAGGACGAACAGAUAAUGAGAUAAAGAAUUAUUGGAACUCUCAUUUGAGGAGAAAGAUUUAUUGCUUCAUGAGAUCUUUAAAUGAGUCUCUGCCACCCAUUGACAUGGCUAUGGUGAAUUGUGCUACCUCCAAGAGAAGAGGUAGAGGGACAAAAAUUAAGGCAGCAAUGGAGGAGGACAAGAGCAUGGCUUUGAGCCAAAACUCCUUUGAAUCAAUGCCAAGUUGUUAUAGAGAAGAAGCUGAAGAAAUUUCGAUGAUGGAUACUAAUUAUGAAAUGGAGGGCAACAUAAGUAGUACAGUUGCAUCAUACCCCAUUAUGAAUGGGGAUAUUGAAGGCUUGGGACCAUGUCAAUAUUGGUCAAAUGAUGAAAUUAUGAAACUUAGUCUCAUGUUUGAAAAUGGGGUACUUGUAAAUCCAAGUGGUAAUGCUAGUGUAACCCUUAAUGAGGAACCUAAUGGGAAUGAGUGUGGGCAAAAUGUGCAUGUGGGUAUAAUGGGAACAAGUCAAGAAAGCAAGAUUGGUGUUUGGGACUCGUCAAAUGUGGAGAGUGGACAGUGGUACACAAGCUGUUCAUCGGUGAAUUCUGCCAUUGAUUAUCAAGGGUCUGAUUGGGACAUGGCAGGUAGUGUUCAAUCCUAUAAUCAAUGGGACCUUUGUGAAGAAGACCAAAUGAUGACUUGCUUGUGGGGCACUGGCAUUGGUGAAAUAAAUGGUUUUCAUCAGUAA
Molecule: messenger RNA, 1153 nt
Organism: Abrus precatorius (Indian licorice)
Lineage: Eukaryota; Viridiplantae; Streptophyta; Magnoliopsida; Fabales; Fabaceae
Product: transcription factor MYB111-like
Exons: 3
Coding region: 137-1153 (338 amino acids)
Source: RefSeq, a predicted model, not a curated record